AUGCGGACACUCUUCUUGUUGGCCGUGGGGAUUCUUCCGCUCCUGACAUCUGCAUGGUCAGAUCACGCUCUUUUGGGUCGUUCGACGGGAAACGCGACCUCUUGCGACGCAGGCGACAAGGUCUGUGGCGUCUUCUGCAUCCCGAGCAACUAUACAUGCUGUCCCGACCUCGAAGGGGGUUGCUCGUCGAACUCGGUCUGCCAGAAAGGCGACAACGGCGUAUAUGGGUGUUGCCCGGUUGGGGACACUUGCACGGGUGACGGCGGCGCAGAAUUCCUCGACGACGGUUCGUCCACUUCUUCAACCAGCACAGCCGAUGCCUCAGUCGCAUCCAAGACGACUUCGGCCACCAAUGCGGCUCAGCCUCUCGUUGUGGCUCGGAAGUUGACGGCGGUGCUCGUCGCCGUCGGUAUCGGGGCUCUGCUAUCGUAA
Fonsecaea erecta is the source of this 432-nucleotide messenger RNA. RefSeq lists its product as hypothetical. The record is from RefSeq and is a predicted model, not a curated record. The coding region runs from base 1 to 432 and encodes 143 amino acids. NCBI's taxonomy places the organism in Eukaryota, Fungi, Ascomycota, Eurotiomycetes, Chaetothyriales, Herpotrichiellaceae. The transcript has a single exon.